Molecule: messenger RNA, 8852 nt
Organism: Centropristis striata (black sea bass)
Lineage: Eukaryota; Metazoa; Chordata; Actinopteri; Perciformes; Serranidae
Exons: 45
Coding region: 168-7082 (2304 amino acids)
Source: RefSeq, a predicted model, not a curated record
GCUGCAGAGUGUGUGACCCGCCAUGAAAACAAAGCAAGAAGUUUGGUGCACAAAUAUGGAAACUGCGCCCUCGAGGGAAUACAAUAUUUGGACUUAAGCUCGACGGUUGCAGUGGACGAGUUCAUAUUAAUUUCGUGUCUGGAGAGAAGUUUUGGGCGCCACUGAACAUGGAGCACAUCACCCUCAGCUGCCAAACCUGCCGCUUUUCAUCUAAAUUAAUCGGGGAUAUAAAGACUCAUAUGACCACAGAGUCACAUAGACAGAUAUCGUCACAAAUCUUCAAGACAGAAACAUCCCCUAGUCGUGGCUUCUUUCCCUACAUUUCUGCGAUCGAUUCCAAACACCGUCAGGGCAAACCCUCAAUCAUAGGCUCGUCUCUGCUGACGUUAUGUUACAGUAAAAAGUCAGGAAAGUAUUUUUACCUGUGCCAUGUCUGUGAGGAAACCUGUUCAUCAUUCAGCAUUGAGAAACACCUCCGUUCCUCUGACCACUGUGGAAACUACUUUAGCUACACAAACCCAAAUGUGCUGAGUUUCGCCUGGAUCCCCAAAAUGGAUUGGAGUGUAAUUCUGAAAGCCGAGAUCUCAAAAGAAGUAAAAAAGGGGAAAGAAGAACUAAUGCUGUUGAGUGUUCCUGACAGACUCAUGAAACUUUUUUAUUCAAAUACCUACGAUCAAGUGAUGCGCAUAUUAAUGAACCAUGACGACCUGCUUAAAGAUUUCAAGUCAACAAGGACGACGAUUCAAACGUACCAAAAAGACGGCGACAGGAAGCAUCCACUUCUUGGCAUGCAGCACAUUGUCGAAUUGAGCACUCAUUUCGGGCCCACUGAGAAGACAUACUAUCUCUGCACGCUCUGCAGCCUAACUUUGGCCCCCCACAUGAUCAUCAGACACGUCCUGAGCUUUGACCACAUCUUUUGUUACUUUAAGGCGUGGCAUCCGUCUACUUUGCUGGCAAAGGAAUCCUACAAAGAUUACAAGUCUUUUGCCUACAUAGUGCUUGAUCUUGCAAGGCAGAGUGAGGAAAUUCACGGUUCUGCAAGCACUCAUAUGAAGCAAGUGAGCCUGCAGCCUGCUAAAUUCAAAUCAGUGAAUUUUGCUUGUUAUGCCGAAGCUCUGAAGGUACUGGAAUCCAUCAGGAAAGAGAACCAGGAGAGCAGUUUGAUUACAAGCAUCGAACCCGGAAACAAGCUGGAGUACCGUUAUACUGUGUCAGCAGUGGUGGCAAAGUCAGCAGCAUCUCCAGUGUCAACAGCUGCUGUAGCGCCAGCAGCUGCUGUGGUGUCAUCUACAGCGUCAUCUGCGUCUGCAGCUACUACACCGUCUGCAGCUACUACACCGUCUGCAGCUACUACACCGUCUGCAGCUACUACACCGUCUGCAGCUACUACGCCGUCUGCAGCAUCAAAAGGCUCAUCAGCGUCUGCAGUAUCCACACCGUCUUCAGCGUCAAAAGGUUCAUCUGCGUCUGGAGCAUCUACACUGUCUGCAGUGUCCAAAGGCUCAUCAGUGUCUGCAGCUACUACAGCGUCUGCAGCAUCUGCACCGUCUGCAGCAUCUACACCGUCUGCAGCAACUACAGCAUCUGUAGUGUCAAAAGGCUCAUCAUCUUCUGCAGCUACUACACCAUCUGCAGCAUCUACGUCAUCUGCACCGUCAGGAGUUAUGAUAUUGCAGUACAAACUACGCUGCCAGAACUGCAGCAUGAGCUUUAAGGAUAUAAAUCAGUUUCACGCACAUCUGUCAACGUUUAUCCACAAGAAGAUGUUAAAGACACACUUGGGUGAAGACAAUCGAGAUCAACAAACAGAAUACAACUUGGAGAGCACAGUCGUCAACGAAGAAUCAAAACCAUGUCUCGGCUUAAACGACUACCUCCGCGAGAGCAUGGAGCGAAAUCAACCACUUAUUGGUGUUGCCUUGGUUGUGGCGUGUGUCAGCAGUCAGGGAGAACCCAUUUAUAUCUGCUUCGCCUGUAGGAACUCUUUCAACGAGUCUCUGAUCAGACAACACGUUGACUCUCGGAAACAUCUCAUACACACGUUGCUGUACCAGAAUCCUUGGCGGCUGCCUUUUGGAUGGGUAAAUGAUUUGAAUGUGGAAGCCUUGAGGUCGGAGGCAUGGGAAGAGGAGAAGGCAAGAGGACCCGAUCAGAUGUUGCUGAAGAUACUUGAUAUCCCAUUUCAGGUGUUUCAGGACCUCAUCCCAAAUUCCAGUGAUUACCCAGAAGUGUUGAAGAGACUUGGGAAGUACCACACGAUCUUAAAGCGUGAUGUUCCACAGUGUGAAACAAACACCAAACUCCAGCAAAAUGAGCGAUUUCCUCUGCUGGGUCCAGGGUUCCUGGUCAUGCACGAUUUGCACAUGUCCACAGAGAUGGGAUGCCUGUGUUCACUCUGUAAGAGGAGGUUGUCCAAAGAUGAAAGUCACGCUCAUUUGUUCAGUUGGGAACAUGUUGGUGAAUUUCUAAACCGUUUCCACCCAGGCUCGGUGCAGCCAAACACUAAGGCAGAGACCCUUUUGGAUUUGGCAAAACAGGCAGCACGCCUUCAACCCAAAUUAGACAUACAGGUAAUAAAGUUGAAAAAACCCAUUUGGGAGCCAUGCAGCUACGACAGAGCAAAAAGCAUCCUGCUUUCUGCGAAGAAGAAGAAAAGUCUUGCACCUGAAAUAAUGUCUAAAGAGAAGUUGUUCCCCAGACGCUCUCUGACAGUCCAGGACCAUGUGAGAGACCCCAGACAGGCAAGUGGCAGGCUGAUGAAGGAGGGGUGUGAAAAAACAACGAGUCAAAAAUCUGACCAUGGUGAGACUGCCCUGAAAAGAGAAGAAGUUGGUGCUGGAAUCACCAAUGAACACAGUGUCGGACGUAGAGAAAAGGGAGACAACGCUGAGACUGGAAAAGAAUCUGAGAAGAGAACUAGAUCAGAGGAGGUAAAGACAGAAGAGCCUAUAGAGAGAGACGCAAGUAGUGAGACCAUAGAAAGCUGCAAGGUCAGGGAGAAAAAUGAUUUGACAGGUAGCCCAGCCCUGCCACAGCUCACACAGAAGAGGAAACGCUCUCAGGAGGACACCUGUCCCGUUGAGGGCACAAAGCAAGAAAUGGACCCCAAAAGGCAGCGUCUCUCUUCCAAAGGAGACACAUCUUGUGAAGAAUCCCAAAACUUGCCGAGUAGUGGACAUAAGGGAGAAAGUGGCAAAUCAAAUCAUGAGGCUGCACAGGACAAAGGCUUAAGUGCACUUAAAAGCCAGCAUGAUGAACGAGAGCCCUUCUACCUCUGCGUGUGCUGCUCUUUAAAUAUCCUGCAGAAGGACUUCAACAGACAUGUUGCUGGAAUUGAACACCAGAGGAUGAUGGUGCUGAGCAUGGAGACUGAUAAAGAUCCCAAAGACUCAGAGACACAGCCAUUCUCAAUAACUACAGCCACGUCUGUAAUAACUGGAACCACCUCCAAUACAGCAAAAGUCUCCCCUGAAUCAAAGGAAGAUGUCAAAUUGACGCAUACCAAAGACACCAACACAAUAGUUGGGACAUCUCAGGCAAGAACAGAUUGUAGCGUAACUACUCCCACUCCCACAAUCUCAAAGUGUACCGCCAAGUCUUCCAGUUCUCCCCCAUCGACUGCACCUAGCGCCACCAGAUUGAAACAAACUGCACACAAAUGUACAGCAGCCACCUCCACUCCUCAUGCCAACAACUCAAGUACGACCCAAAACGCAAAGUCUGUAACAAUUUCCAAACCGCCGGAAAGCAGAACUGGAGCCGCAGCCAAAGCUCCAGCGGCUUCACAUAAAGUCACCCCCACCUCUGACGCAGCAUCCACAGUGGUGCGUGAAGCCACCAGCAGAACCGCCCCCGCGUCCAAAACGGGAAACGCCUCCCAGAUUUCUGAAAAUGCAUCCAAAGCUGCUGCCGCAUCUCAAACUACGGUGACCAAAACAUCAGUGAAAUGUGACAACAUCAAAGCGUCGGUAAAGACCGCCCCUAUAAAGAAUUCAGUGGGGUUCGAUGCUGCUGAUGGUGCACCCACUAUUCAUAAGAGUAAGGAACCUGCAGCUCCCAACCCGACCACACCAGGGCCUCCGCCCACACAGCUGUCAAAUAACUCUGCAAGUGAGACAAAGCCAAGUGACAGCUAUCCUAAAGUUGGCAGAGACCAGCUGAUUAUAGUGGUAUGUCAACAAAGGCGGCACACCUACUGUAAGCUGUGCUCCGUCCGGUUGCAGCGCUCCUCUCACACAACAACCUUUGCCCACUGUUAUAACUAUGUGAAAAAGAUGGAUCCUGAGUGGACCGCCAAGCCGUGGGAGCUGAAGAGCAAAGUUUUCGAGAAAGGGACCGCUCUGGCCGAGGCUGAGAAAAAAUACAGGGUGAACGCCGAGCUAUUAGAAGUGGACAUUGAUAUUUACAAAGAGUUGGCUGCUUCUCCAGAAGACAAAGCUAUUGAAAGUGUGUUAGCAAUGUUGAGACACAGAAACUCACGAGACAAUAGUGCAAGGACAUGGAGGCAGCAAGUUUCCUAUACCAGUUCAUGUGAAGCUUCGAGCCCAGAUGAUGGGACGUUCAUGCAAAAGAAUGAAGGAUUUUCUCCUGAUAUCCAGUCGGAGCAAGAGAACAGACAUGAGCUGCAGUCACCAAUGGUCCAGAUUCCAGAGAUUGAGUCCAGUUCAAAAGAAGAAGGAAGAAGUCCUGCAGUGGAUCAGUCAGAGAGUACACAGACUGAAGAACUUGCUGUCACAGUAAAUAUAGAACAACCGAACCAACCAAGACCCAGCCAGAAGGGAGAGCAUGUACCAAACCACUCACAGGCGCCCCAGAUGAUUCCACUAGGAUGGAGAACUGGGGGCUGCAGUAAUUUGUCUACAUACUUGAAGGUGAAGGGACUUGAAAGUGAACCAAUCAUAGGUCGCGCAGCUGUGUGGGAGUGUCAAGGAAUAUCUCAGGCUACAUUCUACCUGUGUGAAAGCUGCAAGGAGACGCUCUCCCUCAGUGACAUCUGUCAACACCUGGUCAGCGAUCAACACUGGUUAAGCUACAUAAUGGGGGUUUACCCUAAGCUUCUGCACUUUUGGUCGUAUGAGGAUCUGGAGCUUUGGAUGAAACUGGAAAUUUUAAAGGGCAUCGCCAAGAGGCUCUUACCACUAGAGCGAGAUGUGCAGUUUCUACUGCUGAGACCGGAGCUGUAUAAAAAUGUUCGGGAAGCUCCGUUCAGUGAAGCUUUAAACAUUGUUCGAAGCGUCAAGUUUGAACAGAGAGGCGAUGUACCCAGCUGUACCCCACAACAGAAGGAAGCAAGACAAAACAAUGAGCAACAUCAUUUGGAAGAGACGGCUGGAGAUGCGGAUGCAGUCAAAGAAAGAAAAGUCCCGAGUCCUCUGGAUUUUCACAGCGCCUCGCCAAAGGCUGAUUCUGUUGUCUUUACAUUCGCUGGUGCUGACACAUGUCUCAGUCCCCAGGAGCCACCAGAACCUACACCCCCAGUCUCUCAGUGCCAGAGCCCUCUACCAGAGUUGCAAUUGAAGCAGACAGAGGUGCACACAAAAUUCCCAUCUUCCUCUAUUGAUAAUCCUGAAACAAGUCAAACCCUGCCAUUGUCUGCCAGUGAUAAAUGUCUUCCAACCAUAGAAGAACCAGCUGUUGGAUCGAUUGAAACACUGGUCAGAUGUUGUAAUAACCCCCAACUUGAAGAUCCUUUGCCAGCAACAUGCGAGCGCACGUGCAGUGAGCUUGCAGUCAGUCAGCCCAGCCCUGAAGUAGUUUCAGAGUCCACUUCUGUUCAUCACGCUGCAACAUCCACCGUGAUGUCUCCAAAGGGCGAACACACAGGGUGCGGAUCUGACGAACGAGACAGCAUGGACUGGACAAGCCAACUCCUGGCUCUGGUAAGAGCAAGGAAGUCUGAGCUACAUGUGUCCCCUUGCCAGUCAGCUCCAGAUAAGACUGUGACUGACGGAGACAGUGAGACUACCACCUCCUGCAAUAACACUUCAUCUGAAAGUCGUGUGGGAGGAAGAUGGGAUUCAAAGUGGUGGCCGUUUAAAGUAGCCAAAAAUUACUCCUUGCCGGAUAUAUUUUCAAAAGCAGCUCCUGCAGUCUCGGACCCUGAGCACCAACUUUUCACCCCUGAUGCCAAGUCUGAGGGCGCGACUGAAGCCAAAGUAGUCGGUACCAUGUUCCCUUCUGUCAGCACUGUUGACCCCAGUAACCCACAACAGAGAGGCUCUGAUGCUCCGAGCACCUUGGGAAAUGCAAGCCAGUCCGACCCUAGUCCCAUCUGCUCUGAAGUCCCCAACAAUAGCCUAGGUCUGACCUCACAGCCACAAGAUUACGAGACCGACAGCACUCUUUUGCCCAUUAACACCGUCGUAUCUGACAGGCAAAAGCCCCCUGAGCAGCAGUUUAUCAGCAGCGGUAAUGGACAGGGACACACUGAGGUGGACAUGGACUAUCGGGUCCCUUCCCCAGCUGCAACAGUAAACCCCAGCGACUCUUCAGGAGGAUACAGUCAGUACAGCCAAAUGGCUUAUGUCGCAAACAGACAGUCAGGUUAUUAUUCUUCUCCGUCUGCUGGAAGUUAUACAACAGCAGACCACCCUCCUGGAUACGCUGGGAGCUCAUACCAAUGGCAAGGCUACUCUACACAGGGGUUCUACCCAAACCAGAUUCACCCAACGCACGAGGCAAACUGCUACAGUCUACAAACAGUCGGACACACUGAAACACCGCCGACCCCAGAAUGGGUGCAGCUGGGAAUGCAGCAGCAGCAGCUUCUGUUACUAGAGCAGCAGUACUCCUCAUGGACAAAUGCUCACCUGGCUGCUGCAGACAGCCGAUCAGCCAGUCAGGCUGCCUAUGUAGGUGCCGCUCCAUUCGCUCCUCCAGCCAGUAAUUCACAAACGUUCAUUGACCCUAACCAAUACAGCACCAACAGAGUCUGUUCAACUCAGAACAGCAACAUGACGACACAGACCACUCCUCAGGCUUAUCUCAACCCCAUGGUCAUUUACUACCCUACUGCAGCCAACGCUGACGUCAGCUCCCAGGUUUAUGGAAACUUUUUUUACUCUGACAAAGGAAUGUAGAUAAUUUGUAAAUGUUUUAUUUCUGCAGUGCAGAUGUUGGUUAUUGUUUUUUUUCUAGCAGAUGUUAAGUUUACAACUGCUGUCCUCUCAGGAAGAUGUCUCACCGUGACAAGUUAGGAUACAGUUUGGAGGAUGCAUCAAAUUGAUUUAAACUCCUGCAACACUGAAAAACCGAGACAUUCAUUUUAAAUAAAGUUAACAGACUUUCUGUUUUAUACUUAAGUUAUUGUUUUCUUUACAGAUGAAGGGUAUUAAACGGCUUGUUUCAGUUUUUAACAUUUCAGCAGUCCUCUGUGAGUUUUGUAGUUUGAUAUUCACGUUUGUUUGUUAAUAAAAUUACUGUUAAUGCAUUUCUUGUCUUGAAUGUGAACUAUAUUUGUAUAUUAUUUACCUUUUAAUGUUAUUUCUCUCUUAGGCUAACAUCUGUACCAUCCAGAUCAGACACAAAUGAAUCAAGGCUUUUCCAGUAGAAGUAAUGAAAAAUUAUGAAAACUGUAAUCCAACAACAAUUGAAUUGGGUUGUAAGCUGUAGCACCAAACAUAUUUUUCUCUUGCUAAUUUUUAAGCAGGCGGUCAUUACAGAUGUUUUUUCAAGGAUAAAAAGAAGGGUUAUAAAUUCUCACAAAUUUGUCACAUUUCUUCCCCCACACCAGCUGCCUUGACAAUGCAGAAACUAGUUCCUCAUUUGGCUGGAGCAUGAAAGUAUGGGGUUUUUCUGCUUUUAAUUUGGAUAAAACACAAAUUCACAGACAAAUUGUCUUGUCUGGUUUAUUCAAGCGUUUGCAAAAGGGUCAAAAGAAAUACAGUCACAAAGAGUUUGCAUUGGAUUGACAAAGAGUUAACAGCCACUUAUAGGCAAGAUAUGGUCUACUCAUAGCAAUCAACUGUGAACAAUCAUGGCAGUGUCUCUCAUCAGAGCGUGACAGUCUAACAAAUCAUAUCCAGUAACUUGUCACCAUAUCAAAUUCAUAAUAAUACAACAGAUCCAUAGUAUCAUCUUCUGGACUCGUCUGGUUCAGCACAAAUCAUCAAAGCAACAUAGUGGCAUUAUUUUAGCUGCAGUUGCACUUUAACUCUCUGUUAUUCUGUAUUUCCUGCCCAGCAUGUAGCCAUUAGCUCGGCACAAACUUGACCUUUUAGUAUGCGUGUAUUUGAGGAACAAGACUUCUGCUGUGUUGAUAGACACCACACAGAAGUAAUGCAUUACAUCAGUGUUACCACUUGACUGUAUAAGCUCAAUGUUGAGCUACCAUCUAUGUACCAAAAUAUCUGGCAGAGAGCCACAAAUAUAAAUGGCAUUGAAGUCCUUGUAUUUGGAUUCAUUCUGCUGCAUGAGAGAUGAAUCAGACAUCGUAUGCAUGAAAUAACAUGCAUCAAACUCCACUUCUUCGGCCAUUUCCUCCUUUCAACCAUAUCUGGAAAAACGUAUCAUAUCACUUAACAUGCACUUUUCUGCCUCCUUUUGCUUUUUCAAUGAACCAUAAAUUAACCACUACAUACUAUAACGUGAAGCAGAAAUUGGCCACUACAUUCUCCUAGCAGUAAACAUUUUACAUUUUUAAUAGUUUUGGUACAUUUAAUGGCACAUUGAGUUUUACUUUUUUUUUAACUUUAUUCCUCCAUAUUGGGUUCAUUUUCUAUGAACACGUGCACUGGCGGUUCUAGACCAGUUUUAUUGUGGGGCCAAGCAGGGGCCAGUGUUUAAUCAGAGGGGCACAUUAAAAAAACGGCAAAGAUGAUAUUAAGCAUUUAAAAACCUUUAUUUUAGCU